AAUUGUUAAUGAGUUUUUGUUGUUAAUGAUUGUUGUACUAUGGUACGCAAUUCUGCUGUGAACUGUUGCCAAUGAGAUUUCCAUUCAAAAUAAAAUGUUUUGAGGGUUUGCUCAUAUGCUUUGAUUUUGCAUAGAUAAUAUCUUAGUGUCAUACUAUUUAUUGUGAUACUAGUAAUGAAUUGGGAUAGUUCUGCUCGUAUUCGAAUUCUGAUGUUCUUACUUCUUAACUGAACUUUCAAGAUACUUGCUUCGUAGGGAGGUCGUGAUUUGUACUCCCAAGUCAGUUCAAACUUGAAAACAAUGAUGGCUCAUACUGAUUUCGUUUGUUGGCAGGAUAAGUUGCAUAUUUGAAACAAUGCUGGCCGUUUCCAGAUUUGGUUGUUAGUUGGGAUCUGCUGCAAGCUGCGGAAUGGGCUCAACAAAUGGUUUAGCCAGUGCACAUGCAAAGCAACCUCUAUUUUCUUUCGGGGUGAUCUCCGAUGUCCAGUAUGCUGAUAUUCCUGAUGGAAGAUCUUUCCUUGGUGUUCCACGGUACUAUCGCCAUAGCAUUGUCAUACUGAAAAGAGCAGUCCAAAAAUGGAAUGAUCAGAAGAAGCAUAAGUUUGUGAUCAACUUUGGUGAUAUUGUUGAUGGCUUUUGCCCAAAGGACCAGUCCCAGGACGCUGUAACAAAAGUUGUCGAGGAAUUUGAGAAUUUCAAUGGCCCUGUCUAUCAUAUGAUUGGUAAUCACUGCCUCUACAAUCUUCCUCGCAAGCAGUUAUUACCACUGUUGAAGAUUCCAAGUAUCGAUGGUCGUGCCUACUAUGAUUUUUCACCAGCCCCAGAAUUCCGAUUUGUUGUGUUGGAUGGCUAUGAUAUCAGUGCCAUUGGUUGGCCUCAAGAUCAUCCUAGUGCAGCUGAGGCUUUAGGGUUUCUACAGGAGAAAAACCCAAAUACAGAUAAGAACAGCCCUGUUGGACUGGAAGGCCUUGACAGAAGGUUCCUUAUGUUCAAUGGAGCAGUUGGGAAAGAACAAUUGGAUUGGUUAGACAACAUUCUUCAGGAAGCAACAAAGUUGAAACAAAAAGUAGUGGUCUGUUGUCAUCUGCCUUUAGACCCUGGGGCAUCCUCCAAAGAAGCACUUUUGUGGAACUACGAUGAAGUCAUGUGUGUUAUACACAGAUACAACUGUGUGAAGGUUUGCCUUGCUGGGCAUGACCAUAAAGGCGGUCACUCAAUUGAUUCUCAUGGAGUGCAUCACAGAACACUUGAAGCCGCCCUUGAGUGUCCACCUGAGACAGAUGCCUAUGGAUACAUAGAUGUUUAUGAUGAUAAGCUUUCACUUACUGGCACUGACCGGAUGGUUAGCACUGAUAUGCAAUUUAAUCCUCAAUCAGACUUUCGAGAGAAACAGCAUCAAAGGCUGUGAUUAAUUUUUCUAGUCUGCUGCAGACUGUAUACGAUGUUAUUUUGACAUACUGUGAUUACGUAGAGUUAUGCACAAGCCACAUAUUUCGAACUGUAGACAGCUACCUGUUCUCUCAGAAGUUAUGUACACGAGCAUUUGUGAUUGAACAUCUUCGUCCUGUUAGUAAUCGAAAUUAAAAUUCUUCCUAGAGCUUGGAAAUGUAAAGUCUCAGAGCAAUAUGUAUGCUUG
Molecule: messenger RNA, 1636 nt
Organism: Argentina anserina (silverweed cinquefoil)
Lineage: Eukaryota; Viridiplantae; Streptophyta; Magnoliopsida; Rosales; Rosaceae
Product: manganese-dependent ADP-ribose/CDP-alcohol diphosphatase
Exons: 2
Coding region: 410-1408 (332 amino acids)
Molecular function (GO): CDP-glycerol diphosphatase activity; 2',3'-cyclic-nucleotide 2'-phosphodiesterase activity; manganese ion binding
Source: RefSeq, a predicted model, not a curated record